Molecule: messenger RNA, 1110 nt
Organism: Clunio marinus
Lineage: Eukaryota; Metazoa; Arthropoda; Insecta; Diptera; Chironomidae
Source: the annotation of a GenBank genome assembly
AUGAGCAAGAAAAUGGAAAAUGUUCUAAAAAGGUGCGAAAUAGUGCGCCGACGUUUGAUGGUUCGUGGUGGUAUAAGAAGAACAGUGCAAGACAAUCAGCCAAAGUCAGUUGCUGAGACUUUGCGUGAAUCAAUUUUUAAUUCAUGCCUUGACAAAGACUAUAAUAAAAGCAUGAAGCUUAUAAGUCAGUACGAAAAAGAAAGUGUGGAGUAUUCAUCUCAGAUGAAAAUUAUUAAAGCAAUUUGUAUGAUAUUUUUGGAUAUCCAUAGGGAAGAAAUUAUGACGAUUUUAAGAAAUGUAAUCGGAAGAGACCCUGACGACAGUUUUGCUCUCUAUGCGACUGGGCUAUUCUACUAUAUGCAAUGUGAAUUGGAGAAAGCAUGCGAUUAUUUUAGAUCAGCUAUUGGGAAAAACUGUAAUGAACCGCUUAAUCAAGCACAACAUUAUUUGAAUAAUACGGAAACUAUACUGGAAUCGAUAAAAAAUGCAAAGCAUCAAUCAGAGUGUGGACAGUACCAUAAUGCCUUCAGCCAUAUCAAGCAGGCUACCGAAGUUGAUAUUGACAACGGAAAAUUGCAACAUAAAUUGACAAUGAUGAGUCAUCAUUACAAAGACUUCCUUGAAAUAAGCCUUGAAGCCAAUAAUGGAGAGAAUUCUACAAAAAUAUUCAAGAAAGUUGAGAGUUUAAUACUCGCUCAUGACAUGCCACACGCUAAAAAAUAUCUGAAAGUUCUUUCAGAAGGGCGAUCAAAAAACGGCGAAUAUUUUUACUUAAAUGCACUUUUUAACUACAAAAAUGGAGAGCUGAUGGAAGCCAAAGAUUCUUUAUUGAAAUGUGUUAAACUUUCGUUUUCUGAUCCAAAAGUUAUUGCUUUAAAACAAAAAAUCGAACAAUACAAUGACCUACUCAAGUCAGUUGCAUUGAAUAUGAAAGCAAAUCAGUAUAAAGAGGCUGUAGACAUUCUAACUAAUGCAAUUAGCAUUGAUAAAUAUAACCAUCCUUUAAAUCAAAUGAUUUAUCUUCAAAGAUCUCUUGCCUAUGCAGCUCUUAACGAUAUGGCUAAUUGCAAUCUCAAUAGAGUUUUAUUCGCGCAAGAACCUCAGUUUUAG